AUGGAAAAAUAUUAUGAAUUCAAUGAAGAACUACAUAUACUAUUUAUUGACUUCAGACAAGCUUAUGAUAGUAUAAACAGAAAGGAACUAUGGAAAGGUUUAGAACUAUUCGGAAUACCAAAGAAGUUUAUAAAUCUCGUUAAAAUGUGUAAUGAGAAGACAAUCUGUAAAAUACGCUACUUACAAAAUUACUCGGAAACAUUCGAGGUAAAAUCUGGUCUACGCCAAGGUGACGCCCUCUCUCCCACAUUAUUCAAUCUAGCUCUGGAAAAAAUAAUAAGAGAUACAAACGAAGAACGGAACAUGGACAUAAUUGGGGAGUCGGUAAUUUUAGCCUAUGCAGAUGAUAUUGUAGUAUUAGGGAAGGCGAAAGAAGAAAUUAUUCAAACAACCGAGAAACUGGUCAAGACAAGAAGACCAAGAACCCGGUGGAUAGAUGUGAUAACCAGAGACUUGAAAGAGAUAGGCCAAAAUGUAACUUUUGAGCUGACGUGCAACAGAGAGAGAUGGCGAGACCUCUUGAAGGCAGCAAUGGUUCUCAACGGACAGAGAGACAUUGAUUCAAGUCAAAUGCUUAUGAGUUCUUUUAUUGCAAACAAGACUAUAAAAAUUGAAAUGGACAAGAAGAAACUACUGUCUGCUAGUGUUGAACUAAUAACAGUGAAUGGAAGACCAAUGUGCCUAAUGCAAGAUUCUGGUUUUCAAAAAUUAAUAAUCCCAAUACCUAAAGCCUUUGAACCUAAUUCUGAAGACUUGAUGGUGGAUAAUGAACCAAUAGAGCUUGAAAAUGAGGUAAUUGAUGCUAUUUGUCCAGAAGCAAUUACUUCAAAAGUAAGAUGUGCAGCACACACUUUAAAUUUGGCAAUUGAAGAGGGACUGAAUAUCCAAAGUAUCCGUGGCGCUCUUGCACGAGCAAGAACAGUUGUUAAGAAAUUACGAUCUCCAAUCUAUGCAGGACUACUUAAACAGGAAAAUAUAAAACAAGCCAUUCGUGAUGUAGAAACCGAUGGUCAUCUGUGUAUGACAUGUUAUAUAGACUUCUUGAACUCAAAGAUUUCUGUUUAA
Molecule: messenger RNA, 1065 nt
Organism: Aphis gossypii (cotton aphid)
Lineage: Eukaryota; Metazoa; Arthropoda; Insecta; Hemiptera; Aphididae
Exons: 5
Coding region: 1-1065 (354 amino acids)
Source: RefSeq, a predicted model, not a curated record